This is a messenger RNA of Penaeus monodon (black tiger shrimp), 956 nucleotides long. RefSeq lists its product as uncharacterized. NCBI's taxonomy places the organism in Eukaryota, Metazoa, Arthropoda, Malacostraca, Decapoda, Penaeidae. The transcript is spliced from 4 exons. The record is from RefSeq and is a predicted model, not a curated record. The coding region runs from base 147 to 812 and encodes 221 amino acids.
CCCCCCCUCAACCCCCGGCGGAAUCUGCUUGCCCGCGCCUCGAGGAAGGAAAGCAGGUGCCAGGAAUUGGACUCUGUCAUUUACAUCCUCAAUGAAUUCUUACGGGUUCGCACUCUCGCUAGGGACGCCACUGCCACAUCGGCUAAAUGACACAUACUUAUUCAAAACGGACGGCAGCGUUGGCGGUGCUGCUCCUGAGCCUCACGUCAGCGACCGCCUCUUGCCCUGAGGGAGAAGUUCAGGAUGCAACUGCUGUCCGAGGCUUCUUCUUCGCCGUUGCAGACACGUCCUCCACUGAAGUAGUGACGGUAACAAGCACGACUACACGCUUUGUCACGUGCACGACAACAAAGUACAACGUCGGUCCCUGUAGGAGCGGCAGGCAGCGUGCCCUCGUCUCUGCUGCGAACGUACGCGCUGGAAUUACGCAAACCAAAAACCCUUGGAAGAAUGCGAAGGAACUCCAGCUUGAGAGCUCCCUGGAGACGUCACCGCUUUUCCCGAAGGACCACGCCGCUCUAAAGAAAACUUGCAACACCUUGACCAGCAGUGGCCCCGACGGCCGCGUCAUGCUGACCCUCGAGCGAAUCACCUUCGCCACAGAAACGAUGACCGAACUCGUCACCGUAAGGGAUCCACGAAGCACAAUCUCUAUCACAUACGACGGAUGCAUUCCUCCCGACGCCAUUGACACCUUCGAGUGCCCGUAUGGCUACGGCUUCGGUUCCGACGAAGCAAUGAGUGAAGACGUCAGCCCUGUUAUAAGUCCCAGUGAAGAUACAAGUGUAGAUACCCCCAGUAUUACCGAAUGAAAUGCAAGAUUGAGUUCUACUCUUUCCGUGGUUUGUGAAAGCGACCGACCUUACUGAUGAUCCAUUGUAAGCCGAGGCUCAUGUCUGUUCCCUGAUGUUGACUGGUGUUUCAUUUUUCAAUAAAAAUACUUUUUUUUUUGCAUA